Molecule: messenger RNA, 3940 nt
Organism: Ictalurus furcatus (blue catfish)
Lineage: Eukaryota; Metazoa; Chordata; Actinopteri; Siluriformes; Ictaluridae
Gene: rps6kal
Product: ribosomal protein S6 kinase a, like
Exons: 21
Coding region: 292-2766 (824 amino acids)
Biological process (GO): protein phosphorylation
Molecular function (GO): ATP binding; magnesium ion binding; ribosomal protein S6 kinase activity
Source: RefSeq, a predicted model, not a curated record
CGACGUCAAACCGCCGCUGUGUUGCUAUGAGGCGCGCGGAGGCGGCCAUGUUGGCCAUGUUCGUGUCAAUGGGAAAGUAAAGAAGCGACCGGGUUCGUUUACGGUCCGAUACUCGAGCCGAGCCUCCCAAAGCGAGUCUCUGGCCGAGCUCCGUUGCAGAGUCAGAUUUACUGACAUUAUCAUCCGAAUUCAUACCAACAUCUGAGCUGCGUGUCAUCGUGAACCCGGGUUAGCCGAGCUUCCUCAGCCGAAGGCAUGGCUCGCUAUACGCGGCUCUAGUUCUACCUUAUAAUGCCUUUUGCCCGGCCACUGCAUUCCUGGCACAAAAUGGAGGUGCACAGCUUUAGCGGCGAGAUCAACGGGCAUCAGGUCGGAGAUGAGCCGAUGGAAGAGGGAGAAUCGUGCACACACUGUGAUGAAGGGUCGUACAAGGAGAUCCCCAUCACUCAUCACGUAAAGGAGGGCUGUGAAAAGGCUGACCCUUCUCAGUUUGAGCUGCUCAAAGUACUGGGCCAGGGAUCGUUCGGAAAGGUGUUCUUGGUGAGGAAGAUAAUGGGCCCAGAUGCUGGUCAGCUGUACGCAAUGAAAGUGCUCAAAAAGGCAUCGUUAAAAGUGAGGGACAGGGUUCGCACAAAGAUGGAACGAGAUAUUCUGGUUGAAGUGAACCAUCCCUUCAUUGUGAAGUUGCACUAUGGUAAGAUAAGCAUGCUUUUUUUUUUGGUUUUUUUUUGGUCGUUUUGUUUGCUAAAUGUGGCGUGUUCGCCUGCCAGGUCACAUCCUGCACCUGGCUUCACUUGUUUAACUUGGUGCUCUGUUUGGGUUCCGCAUACAGCAGAAGUGCCUGGUGGAAUACGAGCGGCUUUGUGCAAGUCUGAUAAGGUUUUUAUUUAUUUAUUUAUUUAUUUAUUUAUUUAUGUGUUUAUUUUUUUUUUUUUUCCGCUCACAGCCUUUCAGACAGAAGGGAAGCUGUAUUUAAUUUUGGAUUUUCUCAGGGGUGGAGAUGUAUUUACUCGCUUAUCCAAAGAGGUUAUGUUUACAGAGGAGGAUGUGAAAUUCUACCUUGCAGAGCUGGCCCUUGCAUUGGAUCACCUUCACAACCUAGGCAUUGUGUACAGAGACCUGAAGCCUGAAAACAUUUUGCUUGAUGAAGCUGGACAUAUCAAGCUAACAGACUUCGGGCUCAGUAAAGAAUCAGUAGACCAUGAUAGGAAAGCGUACUCUUUUUGUGGCACUGUGGAAUAUAUGGCCCCUGAGGUGGUCAACAGGAGAGGACACACGCAGAGUGCUGACUGGUGGUCUCUUGGGGUUCUAAUGUUUGAAAUGCUGACCGGGACGUUACCAUUUCAAGGGAAAGACCGGAACGAGACGAUGAACAUGAUCCUUAAAGCUAAAUUGGGAAUGCCACAGUUUUUAAGUUUGGAAGCGCAGAGUCUUUUAAGAAUGCUGUUCAAAAGAAACCCAGCAAAUCGUUUAGGCGCCGGUCCAGAUGGCGUAGAGGAGAUAAAACGACACACCUUUUUCUCGACCAUAGACUGGAACAAACUGUACCGGUGCGAACUUCAGCCUCCUUUCAAACCAGCAGCAGGAAACCCAGACGACACGUUCUGCUUUGACCCGGAGUUCACAGCAAAAACCCCAAAGGACUCUCCAGGCAUUCCUCCGAGUGCAAACGCACACCAGCUCUUCAAAGGCUUCAGCUUUGUCGCGCCGGUCUCCCUGGAGGAGAGCAAGAGCUCCCCUCUAGUUAACAUCCUCCCCAUCGUUCAGAUGCAUAGCGGCAUGUCGCAGUUCUCCGACGUAUAUGAGCUGAAAGAGGACAUCGGCGUGGGCUCAUACUCCAUAUGCAAGCGCUGCAUCCACAGAGUCACGACUAUGGAGUUCGCAGUGAAGAUUAUAGACAAAAGUAAACGAGACCCUUCAGAGGAAAUCGAAAUUCUCAUGCGGUACGGCCAGCACCCAAAUAUCAUCACGUUGAAGGACGUGUAUGACGAGGGGCGAUUUGUAUAUCUGGUAACGGAGCUAAUGAAAGGAGGAGAGCUGUUGGAUAAGAUUCUCAGGCAGAAGUUCUUCUCGGAGCGAGAAGCGAGCGCUGUGCUUUACACCAUCACCAAAACGGUGGACUACUUGCACUGCCAAGGGGUGGUUCAUAGGGACCUGAAGCCCAGUAACAUUCUGUACAUGGACGAUUCGGGGAACCCCGACUCCAUCCGAAUCUGCGACUUCGGCUUCGCCAAGCAGUUGAGGGGGGAUAACGGCCUCCUGCUCACACCGUGUUACACUGCAAACUUCGUAGCGCCUGAGGUGUUGAUGCGUCAGGGUUAUGAUGCAGCCUGUGACAUCUGGAGUCUCGGGGUUCUUCUUUAUACCAUGUUAGCUGGGUACACGCCCUUUGCUAACGGCCCCAAUGACACCCCAGAGGAGAUUCUGUUGCGCAUCGGCAGUGGCAAGUUCUCUCUCAGUGGAGGAAACUGGGAUACCGUCUCUGACUCCUCAAAGGAUCUUUUGUCUCACAUGCUUCACGUGGACCCUCAUCAGCGGUAUUCGGCCGAGCAGGUACUGAAACACUCGUGGAUCGCCUGCCGGGACCAGCUGCCCCAUUUCCAGCUCACCCGACACGAUGCACCUCAUCUAGUUAAGGGAGCCAUGGCCGCCACAUACUCCGCAUUGAAUCAUAAGACAUGCCAGCCAGUCCUGGAACCUGUGGCAGCUUCUAGUUUAGCCCAGCGCAGAAGCAUGAAGAAGUUAACUUCCACUGACAUGUUGUGAACAGAAGAAUCUUCACAUCACUGUGUUCUCUCCUCCCCAUGUUGUCUUUUUAUUCGUUUGCUCCUGUCCCCGCUGUCUGGCGUUAUUCCUCCGCUCCUGCACAGUGUCUAAUGUCUAACUUUUUACAUCAGGAAGGCUGUUUAGCAAGGUAUAGACUGAGAGACUGCCCUGCAGUGCUGCUGUGUGUUUUUUCUCUCCCAUUUUUCUCUUUUUUUUUUUUUUUUUUUUUUCUUUUUCCCUCAACCAUUCUUCAUUUUUCUUUCUCCCUCUUUCCCACUAAGUGGAAAAACAACACCAGCGCCUAUUCUCAUUCACUGUGACUGGCUGACCUAAAGCUGCUUUGAGUAAACUGUGCUAUGCCUUCUUUCCCUAGUUUAAAGCAUCUCUGUUCAUUUUCCACUCCUCCUCUCCUUCCUCUACUCCUGUCUCUUGACAGUUUAUCAGUGAGGGCAGGUGCGAUUCUGGAAGUGUCCAGUCUUUUAAAGCCAUUCAGCAUGUGGCUGGAGGAAUCCGGUGUAUCUGAACCACUCAAUGUUACCUCAAGUCGAGUUGACGAGCUGUAAGCGGAGACUUCUUUUAAGCUUUCCAUGAGUGUAUAUAGAUCGAAUCUAGCGCCAGAGAGAUUGUCAAACACACCGACCCGAUCAACCCCGAUCAUAUCAAUUAUAUUUAAGCACAUUUGCACUGAAGCUUGGCACGUUGUUGCUUUUUUUUUUCUUUUUUUUUUUUUCCUUUUCCCCCCCAUACCCAAACUACAUUCUUUUUUUUUUUUUAAUUUUCAAUUUGUGUUAACUUUAAAAAAAUAAUAAUAAUAAUAAUAAGCUAAAGAUGAAAUAAUAGAAGCUAUCAAAGGUCAAUGAAUGUGGACCAGAGUUCGUCGUGUUGGAUCCAGUAUUAGGUGAACCAAGGACUCAUGGGAUUUAUUUGCUGACGCUCCCAGAGCAGCCAUUUAUCCAUUUAUUUAUAUAUAUAUAUAUAAUAUAAAAUGGAUAAUCGACUGUGCAUAUGUGUAUAUAUUUAUGGAUAUGUAUAUGUGUGUACAUAUAUCCAUAAAUAUCUCAAAAAAAGAAAUUGUGGAAAUUGUAUCAUAUUGUAUUUAUUUCAUUUAAUUUUUAAGAUUCUAUUUUUCUUUCCAUUUCUGUAUAUAUUAGCAUUAAAGCUCACAAAACAUGCA